AUGUCCGUAAACCAUAAUGAAAAAGAAGAGUCAUCCUCCUCCUCCUCUGUUGCAACUCUCUCACCAUGGGUGCUUCAUUUUGUUCGCAAGUACGAGAUGAAGCCUCACGUGGAAGGUGGAUUUUAUUCCGAAAUUUUUAGACAUCCUCUCACCACUUCAGUUGUUUUAAAGGAAAAAGUAGAAAAAGAACCUCCUCUUGUUUCUUCUUCGGGAGGAACUAUUCAGAAUGCUUCGGAAGAUCGUCAUCUUUCCACAAGUAUUUUUUAUUUACUUGCCGCUAAUGAUUUUUCGUGUUUUCAUAAAAUUAAAGCAUUUGAACAGUGGCAUUAUUAUUGUGGAAAUUCAUCAUUAAUUAUUCAUGUUUUGGAUGGAAGGAGUGAUGAAAAGAAAUAUGGAAAAUUUAUAUUGAACAAUGAUUGCUCGAAUCAACCGCAGACAAAUUUGGAAACUUCUGUGAGACACCUAAAUAUGGAAGGAAAUUUAUUAACUCCUGCUUAUGGUCAUUGCAAGAAUGAUGUGAAAGAGAUAAUGAAUUCCAAAUAUGACACAUUUGUUGAUAUUUCAUGCAUUGUUCCACCUGACUGUUGGUUUGCUGCAGAAGUAUUGAAUAAGGAAGAAGAUCGAUUUGUCAUGAGCGGAUGUACCUGCAGUUUUGGUUUUGAUUUUAAGGAUUUUGAAACAGGAAAACGUGAACAGUUAUUGAGAGAAUUUUGUGGGAAUGACGUUGCUACGGACGAUGAAAACAAACGAGAGUUGACAGCUCUCAUCACCCGUCUGACCAGAGAGUAA
This is a messenger RNA of Naegleria fowleri, 789 nucleotides long. RefSeq lists its product as uncharacterized. Gene Ontology annotation, cellular component: intracellular anatomical structure. The transcript is spliced from 2 exons. The coding region runs from base 1 to 789 and encodes 262 amino acids. Lineage: Eukaryota; Heterolobosea; Eutetramitea; Acrasida; Naegleriidae. The record is from RefSeq and is a predicted model, not a curated record.